This is a messenger RNA of Triticum dicoccoides, 1616 nucleotides long. Its product is annotated as GDSL esterase/lipase At1g28600-like. NCBI's taxonomy places the organism in Eukaryota, Viridiplantae, Streptophyta, Magnoliopsida, Poales, Poaceae. Gene Ontology annotation, molecular function: hydrolase activity, acting on ester bonds. The coding region runs from base 247 to 1278 and encodes 343 amino acids. The transcript is spliced from 4 exons. The record is from RefSeq and is a predicted model, not a curated record.
CAUGGGGCCGACUCCCGUAUAACGUACGCUAGAAGGCGCAUACCAGGACGCUUUCGGGCAUAUAUGCCUUCAUAAUGGCCUCCCGAGCUCUCCGCAAACGCUCAACAAGAAACACCGGCUGCCCUGCCCACUUGGCCAAGCUAAGCUAGCCCAUGCUCUUCUCAUUUCCCUCUCUGCUUCUUCGGCCACGCUGCCGGCUCACUUGCUGAGCGACCGGCCGCGGCCGGUAAAUACCAGUGCCAUCCUAUGUGGUUCCCAGGAGGCCAUUUCUCGCUGGCGCUCGCCGUGUGGCAUGCUCUCCUGGUCCUGGGCCUUGGGAGCGGCAGCUCGGCGCUCAGCUGCUACUCGCGCAUCUUCAGCUUCGGCGACUCCCUCACCGACACCGGCAACUACGUGCGCCUGACGGCGAAGAACCCGAGCCCGUACGGAGCGCCGCCGUACGGGACCACGUUCUUUGGCCAUCCGACCGGCCGGGCGAGCGACGGCCGCCUCGUCAUCGACUUCAUCGCGCAGGAGCUUGGGCUGGCCAAUGUGACGGCCAUCCGGACGAGCACGGCCCCGGCGGACUUCGAGCACGGCGCCAACUUCGCCAUCAUCUCGGCCACCGCCAACAACGGCUCCUUCUUCGCCGGCAAGGGGAUGGACAUCACCCCCUUCUCGCUCGACACGCAGAUGAUCUGGUUCAGGGCCCACAUGCAGCAGAACCUCGGCACCAACGUGCUGGCCGACGCGCUGGUGGCGCUGGGCGAGAUCGGGGGCAACGACUACAACUUCGCCUUCUCGAGCGGGAUGCCGCGCGAGAGGGUGCGGGCGUUCGUGCCGGCCGUGGUCGAGAAGCUGGCGGCGGCGGUGGAGGAGCUGAUCGGGAUGGGCGCGAGGGCGUUCAUGGUGCCCGGGAACCUGCCCUUCGGGUGCGCGCCGCUCUACCUGCGGCGGUUCCGGAGCGCCCGCGCCGGGGACUACGACGCGCGGACGGGGUGCCUCGCGUGGUUCAACAGGUUCGCCGAGUACCACAACCGGGUCCUCACGGCGCGGCUCGACGCGCUCCGGCUCCGCCACCCGGACGUCACCAUCGUCUACGCCGACUGGUACGGCGCCAUGAUGAGCAUCUUCCAGGGCCCCGAACGGCUAGGUACGUACGAAUCACAAACACUCUACUGUCAUGUUGUGGCAACCAAACAGUGCCAUGCGGUAGACCUGGGUGCACCGUAUGCGACGACCCAUCCACGUACGGCUCGUGGGAUGGGACGCACCCGACGGAGGCAGUGUACAAGGUGAUCGCUGACGGUGUGCUGCACGGCCCACACUCGUCCCCUCUUCCUCUGGCCAAGACUUGCCCUCCCAGUUGAGGAAACCUCCCCUGGUUUGCUAAUUUGUGAAGAAAUUAGUCAUUAUUUCCGUAAUUAUGUAAAGAAUUGUCUGAUCAUCUAAUAUCAUGCAUGUGUGGAAUACGGUAAUAGAGCGUCAGUUCAUAACGUAGGCCAGCUUAAUGUCCAUACAAGUUUCGUGUACAAAUGCAAUGCCGUGUCUCCCUCUCCUCUAUUGGAUGUACAAGUUUGCACAAUUAUUGGUGAACGUGCGUGUGUAGCGUAUUUAUUGGGGAGUUCUCACCGUCA